CCACUCCCGCUUCAAGGCGGCCGUCCCUCGCGUCUCUCCGUUCUCUCCUCCUUCCCUAAUCUCUGGAACUCUUUUCCAGUUCGGCCAUCACUUCGUUGCCCAAUUUCUCCAUCGGCGGAGCUCUCUUAUCUCUCCAAGUCUCCAUCCCUAAUCUCUCAUAUCUGUUUGUGCUUGAUUGGCAGAGCAAAAGAUCAGCAAUAAUGUAUCUUCAGUAUUACAUUAAUGAUAAUGGUAAUAAAGUUUACACUACCAAGAAAGAAUCACCUCUUGGUUUGGCCACACAGUCUGCUCAUCCAGCAAGAUUUUCGCCCGAUGACAAAUUCUCUAGGCAGAGAGUCCUUCUGAAGAAGCGCUUUGGUCUGUUACCAACUCAGCAGCCAGCUCCAAAGUACUAACCCAAAACACACACGCACACCGCUGGGGGAUUGUUUUAAAGAGUUAAUUAUGGGCGCUUUCCUUCUCCCCCCGUCUUGGACCCAAUAAUCUGACUUGAUAAAGAGAUCUGUGGUGCGGCAGAUAUUUCUUUAGAAUGUAUAAUGUAAUGAUUGACUGGUUGGAAAUAGAGACUAUGUAUUAAAAUUUUUUUCUCAUGUAUUUUGUAUUUUUAAAUUACAAACACAGGCCAGAGCUUACAAAUUAAAAAAAAGAUGUGAGGAUAAUAAACCCACAUCCAUAAGGCUA
Prosopis cineraria is the source of this 681-nucleotide messenger RNA. Its product is annotated as H/ACA ribonucleoprotein complex subunit 3-like protein. Gene Ontology annotation, biological process: positive regulation of telomerase RNA localization to Cajal body; ribosome biogenesis; snRNA pseudouridine synthesis. The record is from RefSeq and is a predicted model, not a curated record. Bases 201 to 395 code for a protein of 64 amino acids. Gene Ontology annotation, molecular function: telomerase RNA binding; box H/ACA snoRNA binding. Gene Ontology annotation, cellular component: box H/ACA snoRNP complex; box H/ACA telomerase RNP complex. NCBI's taxonomy places the organism in Eukaryota, Viridiplantae, Streptophyta, Magnoliopsida, Fabales, Fabaceae. The transcript is spliced from 4 exons.